AUGUCUAUCACCAAUGGUACCUUUGCUACUAAUUAUGAGCAAGAUGAUUGGCAAUUAUUGGAACAAAUGGCGGUCACAUCAAAAAGGAAAGCUCAAUCAUCAAGGAGAGCACGACUGGCCAUUACCGGAACUCAAGUGAAUGCGGUAUAUGAUGGAGGUGAAGGGCAUUAUGAAGAAGUGAAUGCUAUCGAAGGUCAAGGUGGGGGUGGUAGAAAUUAUAAUAUGAACUCGAACACAUACCACCCCGGGUUACGAAAUCACCCAAAUUUUAGAUAUGGGAACCCGUCAAAUCAACUUAACUCGAACUUUCAAGGAAACCAAGGAAAUUAUGCUCCUUUCCAACAAUUUAAUAAUCAAGGUUUCCAAAGGCAAUUCCAACAACCGGGUAAUGAACAAAGUGGGUUUUUGGGUCAAGGUUCCUCGGGUGGAAAUGAGGUCAUGGAGAUGUUGAAAGUGAUGCAAAUGGAGAUGCAACGAAGAAAUCAGCUUGAUGAGGUUCGUAUGCAAAAAGAUGAAAUCCGUGACAAAGCUAUUCAAUCGUUGACCACUCAAAUGGGUCAACUUGUGAGUGAAGUGGCAAUAUUGAAGAAAGCAAAAGGCCAGCUACCGAGUGACACGGUGACAAAUCCCAAGAACAUAAAGAGCGUUAAUAUCAAUGUGGUAAGCACCGUUCCUAGUACCGAAUUUAAUGAAAAUUUUCUAACCUCUUCGUGUCAAAUAAAUAUAGGUAUAGGGAAGGACGCCGAUGCUGAGAAUGAUAAAGAACAUGGAGCACCAAUCGUGCCUGUCCGUGUUGGAAAAUUAAAAAUCCCUCAUGCAUUAUUGGACUACGGGGCGGGCAUGAGUGUGCUACCAGGUGAUCUAUAUGGCAUGUAUGAUUUUGGUCCGCUUGAAGAUAUAGAUACCAUGGUGAGCUUGGUGGAUGAGAGUUGGAGGUGUCCGCGAGGAGUGGUUAGGAAUGUCAUAAUUCGGCUGGGGGAAUUCAACUAUUUGGUGGAUUUUUUGGUCCUAGAUUAUGCCUCUACCAAAUUGGCAUCACAACAAAGGGUAAUUUUAGGUCGACCGUUUCUUUAUACAACAAAUGCUCAAAUCAACUAUAGAGACGGUGUUAUUACUAUGACUGAAAAGAACUGUAAGUUGUACUUCGAUGUUUAUACUAGGGAGAUUAGUUAUGAAUCUAUUGAAGAGAAGAGUAGAGAGCCUUGUGACCAUAUGAGAAGUGUUCAUCAAAAAAUAAAAACAAACAAACCACCGGGGUGUGAAAAGAAGUAUAAGGGUUCGAGCAGGGCCAUGGCGACAUUCAAGUGUGGGGGUGAUGUGCGAAUAUUUGUUUAA
Helianthus annuus (common sunflower) is the source of this 1335-nucleotide messenger RNA. RefSeq lists its product as uncharacterized. The transcript has 3 exons. NCBI's taxonomy places the organism in Eukaryota, Viridiplantae, Streptophyta, Magnoliopsida, Asterales, Asteraceae. The record is from RefSeq and is a predicted model, not a curated record. The coding region runs from base 1 to 1335 and encodes 444 amino acids.